Molecule: messenger RNA, 1171 nt
Organism: Xyrauchen texanus (razorback sucker)
Lineage: Eukaryota; Metazoa; Chordata; Actinopteri; Cypriniformes; Catostomidae
Exons: 7
Coding region: 277-921 (214 amino acids)
Source: RefSeq, a predicted model, not a curated record
CUAAAUUGUGUUGCUAUAUCAGCUUGCACAUAGGAAAUUAUGAUCCAGAUGCUUCACUUGUUUAUUUUCUUUGGUCAUUUUGCCAAUUUAACAAAUGCAGGUACAGUAUGUGGCUAAUCUUGUUGUUUUCCCAUGCAUUGUUUUCAAGUAAUUUCUAAUUAAUUAUUGUCUUAUGGAUUGAGAGUAUGCAUUUGAUUAUGUUUGGACUUAUUCACAUCUCAAUUUACUGUAGAUGUUAAUUUGGUUGACAUCAAGACUUUGUUUCCAGCAUUAAUUAUGAAUGACUUCCAAUCUCUCUUUGAACUUGUAACCCCUACAGAUAUUACUGUUAGUUUUAAAAUGAUGACUCUUUUUGACCAAACUAAACUGACAUGCUGUGAUAAGGGCCAGCCUAUAUCAGAGUGCGUUUUCUACACUGACUCAAAAUACAUUGCCCAGAAUAAUUCCACUGACCAUUGCUGUGAGCUUAUUGUCAGUGGAAAAGAACUUGUACAGAAUAAAACUGGAAAGCAGCUCCAAACAACAGUUAACGUCCACUGUAUGACCAAACCUCACCAUGGACUCCACCAAAAUGUCACCAUUACAGUGUGGAGACUAUCUCUUUCUGGCGAACAAACUCUCGUUGUACUAGUUAUACUGGGGACACUGAUUCUGGUCUUUUUGCUCAUGAUAAUCACCCAAAUUGUCUAUAUGGCCAAGCAGCAAGGGUGUAGAAGAAAGUUUUCUCCUGCAAGAGCUCAAAAUCUGGACACCGGCACCCAAGAUGCAAAUCCUGGUCCUGCAGAAAAGCAGGAAACUGUGAAAACAGAGGUAGUGGAGGAUGAGCUAUUGUAUGCCACAGUGAAUCAUUUAGCUGAAAAUUCAGUUCUUGCAGUAAAGUUUGAAUCAGGAACCGACUACGCCACAGUGGUCAUAAACUAGACACCCGGCAACAUGAAAAUGAAACUAUAUAUGAAAUCUUUGAUAUAAACAGGGGGUUUUGUCAUCAUUUAUGACCUUUCUGUAAUCAGUACCGAAAUUGACUGUGGCACCACCAGAUGGAGCUGUGGACCAAUUCUGCCCCUGUACUGUACCCUUAUGAUAACUGAUAUCAAAAAUUGUGCUGUUGUGUUUUAAUUGCCCUUUUCUCUGAUGUAGAGUCUAAUAUUUUAAUUCCAUAUUAAUAACACAA